UGAUGAUGGCUUUUUUGGGCCUGCUCUUCCUCCUGGAUUUAAAAAACAGGAUGAUUCUCCAGAGAGAUCACCAUACGACUGCUCCUAGCACAUACUGAGAAAGCAGAUUGAGCAGAGCUGUUUUGCACCCAGCCUGAUUCCCCGAAUAGGUGGGAAAGGUGUGAUGUGUGGGAAGAUCCUUGUCUGCCUUCCACCCCCGUACACCUGGCAGUCUGGUUGUGCUGACACGCGGGCGCCUGAGCUGCGCAGGGUGUAGACACAAUGCUUCUUAGCUGUCUCCCCACUGUGUUGCCCCGAGUGUUGAGCAGAUUGCCAGCUGAUGAUCAUAGCUGUGAAUAAUUGAAACAAACGCAGGCUGUUUGUUUCAAUGUAUGGACAUACUGUUUAUUAGCUCUGUGUGACAUACUCGUUCUUUUAGAAGAGCUUUUGUUCUGUUACAUCUUUUCCAGACUUGUCAAAGCAACGUAUUCAUGAUUAGGAGCAGCUCAUGUGGUAGUUUGCAGCUUGUUAAAAAUUGUUUGAAUCAUUCCAGCAUAAAAUUUAUAUACGAACAGAUUUCUUUCAACUUUGGAAAGGAUAUUGCUGUUUAUCAAUGUUAGACAGAAGUGCAGCAUAGAUAAAUAUCCCCGAAGUAUUCUUACAUCAAGGUAAAGAGCGAAGGUUAUUUUUAAAAAUUUUGUGUUAUACAUCAGGACAACAAUGAAAUGCCCUUCUUGAAACAUGCAUUAGCAGGUACUGCUGACUCUAACAGGAAAACGUUCUUUGCCGUAUAUGUAAUCCAGUAUUCCUUAAAUGAGAGCUUAAUUCAUGAUUAGUUUGGGGUGUUUCUUUUUGAACAUAUAUCAGUAGUUACUGAAGUUGCCAACAGCAGCAAAAUAUGUUUAACAGAGUUUUAUUUAGAGUCACUUCACCUGUUCAGAAGGCCUUUGGACAUUCAGGAAACGAUCAAGAAUCCUGCUGGCUGUGUGCUGCUGAGGAAAAGACCUGAGCAACAGGGUUAUUCAUGUGGGGGGUAAAAAAAAAAAAAAAAAAGGCGUAGAAAUGGAAGGCGUGGGAGGGAUGAAUAUAGGAACCAUUUUUCUAUUCUUUGGAAGAGCCUUUGAGCUGUGACAGAAGCAAGACAGAGUAUUCGAGAUCUGCUCUUUUUCACAAGUUGCACAGAUACAGCCCACAGCAUAGAUGUUCUUAUGUAUUUUAGUAGAAAGCUUUUUUUUUAUAGCUUGGUGUAACUGUCUCUCUAUGCAAAAUAAAGGCAUUUGUAUACUAAAACAAAAGAUUAUUUUGGCCAUAUUUGUAUAGGUUUAAAUUCAAUCUCUUUAUAUUGGGAAUUUAAAAUACGGUUUUAACAGGAAAGCAGUCAGAAAGAAACAGAGGAAAAUAAAAGCUGUUCCCUUUUUGCAGCAGCUAGGUGGGAGUGGAACUUCAAAUUUAACCUAGACCUAUUGCCUGGGUUUGAAACCUCGCCAGUGCCCUUGCCCUGGCCUGAGCUCACAUUUAUUGCUUGCCUGUCUAUCUGUGGUUGGCUCUAUGGCAGGACUUUCUGCUUUUUAUUUCCCCUCUUCAAAUCCUGACAAUAAUAUCACUACAGCAGGGCUGUACUGAUUAGAUUAUACGGGAUUUAGUAGAAGACCAUAAUUAGCAUAAUUCAAUUCAUGUUGUGUUACACUUGAUUGUCCUAAAGCUCAGAAACUGAAGAUCAUCAUAAGCAAAGUCUCUGCUGAUAUAUUGUGAGGAUACUGUCACUUGGAUAUUUCUUCAGGUGAUAAUUGUUUGGGUUUUUAAUUAGCUUUUAUUAGCUUUAAAAAAUAUGAUGGUGGAUUUUUAAGAGGAACUUGUAUAUAAAAGUCUUGUCAGUACUGCAAGCCCAGUUUGUAGUAUGAAAAGAGAUUCUCACCUCUCUGUGUUUCUGGAGACAACUGAAUUAUACUGCUUGCAGAGCUGCUGUGUAAAAACAAAUCAGUGAAGUUACCUGGGAUCACAAAAAUUUUCCUCCCACUCCAAGGGAAAAUAAACUUAAAAUCAGCGCAGUUCACUGUUUCUGUUUAUUGAAGGACAGUGAAACUGUGCUACAAGGCAAGAAUUAAUAAAAUUGGCUUUGUUGCUAGAGAAAGAGUAGCAUAUAUUUGACCUCCCACCUUUCGUUGCUCUUUAAUCUGGUGAAGGAAGCUAGGGAAGAAAAAAGUGAAUUUCCUUGACUACGUGCUACAACUUUCCCAGUUUUCUUGCAUCCCAGCCAUCUGCAGAGGUCCUCCUGGAAAACAGAGAAACAGUCCUCCUGGAAGAUGGAAGAACUCUUCUUAUUUAGUUAUUUCUAUGAUGUGUGCAUAGGGGUCACACUUGGCAUGUGGAGGAAGGAGAAUCAUACUUCACAUAAGCCCAUUAUAGGUCCUGCAUUACCACCUGGCUUUAGGAAACCUUUGCAGGACACCAAGAAUAGCAGAUGUUCCAUAGGACCAUCUGUUUCAUCAGAACUCCGUACCCAGGUAACAGAUAGUAGUGAGGAAGAAGACAAUCUUAUAGGCCCAAUGCCUGCAAAAGGACCAGUGGAGUCUGAUGUGACUAAAGAAUUCGAACGCAGAGCUCAGAGAAUGAAGGAAAAACUUACUUCAGCAGACAGCGAUGAACCCAAGCAAGUUACCAGGGAAUCGUGGAUGACAGAGCUUCCACCUGAAUUGAAAAGCUUUGGAUUUGGCCCAAGAACUUUCAAGAGAAGAGCUGAUGACAAAUCAGGUGAUAGAUCUAUUUGGACAGAUACUCCAGCUGACAGAGAGAGAAAAGCCAAGGAAAGAGAAGAGGCAAAAAAGUCAACCAGUAAGGAUAAUGAAGAAAUUGUAUUAUCAGGGAGAGACAAGAGACUUGUUGAGCAGGUGACUUCAUACAAUGAGUCAAAGAGGUCAGAAUCUCUCAUGGACAUACAUCAGAGAAAGCUAAAGAGCAAAGCAUCUGAGGAAAAGACCAAACCUCAAGAAAGAAGGCCAUUUGACCGAGACCAGGAUCUCAAAGUCAAUAGAUUUGACGAAGCACAAAAGAAAGCUCUUAUAAGAAAAUCCAGAGAUCUGAAUACUAAAUUUGAGCACAGUAAAGGCAAUAUGUUUUUAUAACAUAAAAGCAUGAAGCUUUUUUGAAGUGAAGUCAAUUAAACUUUGAACACUUAAUUUUUUAAGUAUUUUUCUGUAAAUAUUUGUAUGCAAAAUAAAUAUCCUGAUGUUUAACUAUUUUCCCUUGUCUGUAAAUACUCUGUUAGGGAGGAUCAUGUGUACUAAAACUAAGCUGGUAAAGGGAAGUCCUGGUAUGAAAAAUCAUAAUGUAAAUUUACUACUUUAAAACGUUGAUUUUGUUGUUGUUAGCAUAAAAAUAAUUAAUUAAAAUAACUAUUAUUUUAAGGAGCUCUAGAUUUGAUCUUGCAAUGGAGUUGGCAGUUUCCCGCCUUUCUUGUGCCAUGCUUAGGAUAUUCUUGCUGAGCCUGACCUGAAGGCAAUGGUAAAAUCCUCUUUAGGCUUGUGGGCAAGACAUUGCUUGGCUGAAGUUCCUGCUGGGGUGUAUGAACUCAAAUGGUAGCUUUUAUGUCUGCCCAGUGCUUUUACUUCUAUGGUUCUGUGUCUGUACAUAAAUUCUGGUUUAUAUGUAUGCAGUAUAAUUUCUGUACUAUAGCAGGAAGAGCUAGUGGUAGCAGAAGUGAUAAAAACUCAAGAUUUGCAGAUUUAAUUAUAAAAUGGUAGUAUAUAAGAAGAGAAAAUUUAAUUUGAGUUUCAAUUUGUAGGGCCUAUCAUGAGAAAAUCCAUGGGGGUUUUUUUAAGCAAAUUUAAUAUGAAAAUCAAACCAAAAUAAAGCUUGUUUUGUCAGUUAAUUUGCAGAGCAGGACAGCUCUUCGGUAUCAAAAAGGAAAUAAAUCUGACAUUUAAAAAAUCUACAUCCAUGCUUAGCAUUCUUUGGCUCUUCAGUGUGUGUGCAGAGCAGCUGGAAGGGAGAGUUGUGUUACUUAUUUAAAAUUGGACUUGUACUUUCAUUCUUUCUCUUGAAUAAUGUUUGGGUUCUUUUUUGAGGAGUUACUGAAAGUAUCUAUAUAUGAAAAUAAUUUUAUAUAUGAGACGCUGGCAGCUUCUUUGGAAGUGUGAGACAUUUUGUGUAUUAAAUACCAUGGGGUUUGCUGGAAUUUGAAAAAAAAACUUCAGUCAUAGACAGUGUCUGGGUUGGUUCGUGCCAAUGGAGCAGGGACCCAACAAGCCUGAUAAAUGAAUGGCUACAAAAGUUUGGUCUUACUUUAUUGUACGUGUGUGUGAGCCCAAGGCACAGCUUCCAUGUCAUGAGAAGUCUUGGAGAAUUUUCAGUGUCGCAAAGGAGUGCUUAUGUACAAUAUAUUUGGAUACUGCGCUUUUUUCAAUAGAUCAUUUAUUUUGCCAUCUGAAAAAUCUGGUACCUUCAGGAGGAAGAGGAACUGGCUUUGUAUUACGUUUGGUUUUUUAAUUUAAUCAGUUUGGGGUUUGAGCCUUUUCAUUUUGAGGCGAGAGGAGGGUUUAAACAAGGGUCGUUUGGUUUUCCUCCGUUAGGAAUUCUCCUAGUGCCUUGUCCUAAUUUGCCUCGGCAAGCCAGGCCCUGCUAGGUUUCUACCUUCCGAGUUGUCUCGUUCCCCGUUUUGGGGAGCUCCUCUGCAGCUGUGGGGGGUUAAAUAACAUCUCUCUAGCAAUUCAGCAAAUGUAGAUUUCUUAAUUGAAAAGGCAGUAUUAAGAAAGUUGGGUGUUUUUUUAGCCAACUGAAGCAAUGGCAGGGUGAGCCUUACGUGACUAGCUAAAUCUUCGCGGUUGACCGUGACCCUCAUGCCCACCUUGGGAAGCCCCUGCUGCCUCGAGGAAUCGGUUUAUUAUCGGGGGUUGCCUUGUGCUGACAGAGCUGAUCUCAGGAGCGCGUCGCGCAGGCUUCACUCCCUCAGACAGCUCUGUGGCGGGGCCGAGGGCCGCUCGUACUCAGAUUUUUUUUUUUGCUGUUGUUGCCGUGUGGUUCGAUCUCAUUUUUGUCCUCCGGCCCCCCCUCCUCCUCCGAACUGAGGACCGAUCACCCGGUGUCGCGGGCGGCCAGGGCUUGCCAUCCGGCUGUUUGCUCCCUGCCUUCCCCCGGCCCCAUCGCGGCCUCCUGCCCUCUCCAAGGACCCGUUUGAGCGGGAGUUUCGGGGGGGGGGGGAGCCCUUGUGAGGGAGCCCGGGCAGCCUUUUCGCAGUCGUGCGGCUCCACGUUUCACCACGGUGCGUGGGGCGUGCGGUUGGUAUUAGUCUAAGCCUUGAUGCGAGUUGGGAAUAUGUUUUCUCUCAUCUCCUUAAUCUUUUUUUUUUUUUUUUCCCCCUCCGAAGCAGCCUCUCAAAGGCUCAGUGAAAUCCGGGUUACGAACUCGAGAUAGGGAGAAAGCGGAAUUGUCGAGAGUUCACAUUAAGCUUUUCAUUACUUUGUGUAAAUCGAGUGAACUUUUGAAUUGCAUUAAUACACAAACUAAUCUCCUCUUACCGAUGCCAAACCGUUCCCUCCAACAGUCAUUAGAACAAGCAGUAGCUCAGUAAAUUACCCGCCCUGUGAGCUUCUGUGGGAAAAGAUGAGCCGUCCUCUACAAUUUGGACAAGGGCUAAAGCAUGUCUGCAAAAAUGUUAGUGGGUGAUUUUUCAGCAUCUCAUUUUAAAAAAUAGAUUUUAUUUCACAAAAAAAUCCUCAACAUAAUUACUGUAUAAUGUGUCUUGUAACCAGCUCCCGACACAGAUUUAAUGGAUUCUAUUGCUAUCCCGCGCUGCCAGCCUGCGUCGCAGCGUAUUGACUCCAGGCAUAUCAGAAAAAUGUUUUGUAAAAAAAGAGUCAGGGAGGUUUUCCUGGAUGUGAAAAGCCUAUCAGCUUAGAUUUUUAAAGCUCUUGCCUUUGUUUUGUGCUGGCAUAGACAUCCUUUAUUAAUAAUGAUGCUAAAAAUUUCUGCUCAAGAGCAGGUUCCCCUCCUUCUGAGAUGUCAAAUAGGUGUGGAAUUCAUAGUGAAGUCAAUAAAAAGAAGACUUUUGCGGUAGGCAUAUGAUAAAUUGGAUGUUUAAGGGGAAUUUUAAGGAAUAUUGUAUGUUAAUAGCAAAAAAAUAAAAAAAACCCUGUUGAAUCUGCUGCUACCAAUUGAUAGCAAUAAAGUCAUUUCAAGAAAACUUACCAAUUUCUUUGUACGUAUCUUUGGGACAAAAUAUUGAGCUACCAUGAUGUUGGAUCUAAAAAAUUUUUUAGAAUAUUGUAUAGCAAUACUGUCACCUGAGGAAAAUCUCUGUUCUUCUGAUUUAAAUGCCUAUUACAGAGAGCUAUUGUUUGCUUCUGCUGUUGCAGUCAGGAGAUGCACCAUGCAUGUUGGCUUUUCUGGAUGAAGUACAUUUCCCAAAUAAUAAACAGCAAUAGAAAUGCAUUUUAUUUAGGGCUUUGGUGGUGUCAUGUUGGUAGCACAGAAGUGGCACUGUUGAAAUGGCUUUCUUAAAAGAAACAUUGAGAUGAAACAUUGAUACGUUUCUGUCCAGUAGGAAAGAUUAUUUUUCUGCAUAAAAUAAGUUUCAAAAUGCUCCACAGGGCUCCAGGGAUAUUCAUGCUUGGGGACUUGUUUUGUUUCUGAAACGUAAACUUUGAUAUUUCUGUCCAGCCAAUUAUAAAUUGUAUGUUGAUUUAAGAGUAAUACAGCAUUAAAAAUCAGAAUCUCUGAAAACUU
Molecule: messenger RNA, 6699 nt
Organism: Tyto alba (common barn owl)
Lineage: Eukaryota; Metazoa; Chordata; Aves; Strigiformes; Tytonidae
Gene: GPALPP1
Product: GPALPP motifs containing 1
Exons: 7
Coding region: 2283-3101 (272 amino acids)
Source: RefSeq, a predicted model, not a curated record